UCUAAUCUAUGUAUAAAGUGUCUACAGAACAACGUGCUAUUACCGUGUGAGUUCAUGCGUGUUCCACGUGAUUAUAGCAUGACGUUUAGUCGUGUUUUGGAAUUGUAAGUCUAAUGCUGACGUUUCAUUGGCUAGCCGUUCUGUAAAUGAGAUUGAAGUGUUUACAUAUCCAAGUACAGGUGGUGCAAGUAAGAGGUCAAAGGAGACUCGGAUUGAAGAUACUCACAGUUGAUUGCAUUUGAGUCUACCUGAACCUAUACUACGACCCCCUAUACUACCUGUUUCCGAAAUCGCAUGAGCCAGAAGCAUGCUGUAAUGUUUUGCACGGACCGGCCUAUUUACGUUCCCGGUACAAUGCCGCAUAUAUAAACGUUUGCUUCUUUGACAGAGCUCAGUGUGACAAUGGACUGUGGUACUACAACAGUCAAUUUUUGUGCAUCUGAUACAACACUGAAAAUUUAAUUCUGGAUUUCAAGUUUAGUGUGUGUAUAGGGACUUGUCCUGGUGGUAAUCAGUGACAUUGCUGUACAUAUUUUGUUUUGAAUAUAUUUUACAAACCAAAAUGUUGAUUGAAGGAGUUUUAGAUGAGGCUAUUUCAGAUGAGGCUUCUGUAGGCACAGAUUCUGGGCACUCUGAAGCCAUUGGUAAUACAACUCAUUUCAGAAAAUCCAAUGGCAGUAAUGUAAAUCAGAAAUUAAGUAAUGAAAAGACUGAACUGAUCUUUUCAAAAAAGGACAAGCAUUCUGAAUCAGAAAAUGACACUGAGGAAACUGAGUGUUGUAGUAAAUGUCAGUUAAAUCAAAGAAAGACUAGGCCAAGAAAACAUUCUAGUGAUUCUGCGUAUUCAGAUGUCAGCACAUGUAGUGAACAGAGUGGUAAAGAUGAACUAACUGGUAAAGGAACUUUAUAUUCACCAUCUAAGUUGAGGCGGUUUAUGCCAAUAUGGUUAUCGGAAAUACUUGACGAACCUGAAUAUACUAUGGAAUCUAAAGAUAAAACGGAGAAAGAUCAAAUCCACAGACAUGCUGACUCUCUAUUUAGUACGGCCAGUGGCUUCACCAACUAUCGGGGUCUACUUAACCUAUGUAUUCUACUGCUGGUUUUGGCAAACACAAGACUCUUCUUGGAAAACAUUUUAAAAUACGGGAUCCUGAUCGACCCUCUAAAAGUCAUACAGUUGUUUCUGUCUCAGCCCUACAGCUGGCCCAACAUCUGCCUUGUCCUAGGUGCUGGGAUCUUCACAUUGGUGGCCUUCUACACAGAAUCCUUGCUGGCCAAGGGGUAUGUGUCUGAGAAGUUUGGUUUCCUUGUAAAUGCCAUCAAUCUAAGUCUGCUACUGAUCAUCCCAGCUGGUGUGAUACUUUACCUACAUCCAUUCCCAGCAUUUUCCUGCAUGACUUGUGGGAUAUAUACUGUGUCGUUCCUCAAACUUGUGUCCUACGCCAGUGUUAAUAAAUGGUGUCGCCAGAAAAAGGGGGAGACAAAGAAAAUGAGACGUAGCAGGUCUAUUUCAGAAAGUCCAAAGAAUGGUGUCAAUGGACAGGUAGCUACAAUCAUCAUAUCCUACCCUGACAACCUCACACAGAGUGAUUUGUGGUACUUCAUGGUGGCCCCUACUUUGUGUUAUGAACUGAACUUUCCUCGUUCUCUGAGAAUCAGGAAACGCUUUCUCAUCAAAAGAAUAGUGGAAAUGCUAUUUUUGUCACAGUUGAUACUUGGCUUAAUCCAACAGUGGAUUGUGCCUACAGUACAGAACUCGAUGAGACCACUACAGGACUUGGAGCUGUCUCGGGUCCUAGAAAGACUACUUAAACUGGCGGUGCCUAACCAUCUGAUAUGGUUGAUAUUUUUCUACUGGGGCUUCCAUUCCUGUCUAAAUGUGUCUGCGGAGCUGUUGAAGUUUGGCGACCGUGAAUUCUACAAAGACUGGUGGAAUGCAGAGUCUGUGACCGAGUUCUGGCAGACAUGGAACGUUCCUGUACAUCGCUGGUGUGUCAGACACUUGUACAAGCCCCUGGUGAAGAGAGGGUAUUCUAAACAGCUAGCUUCCAUUUUGGUUUUUGCAAUGUCUGCUUUUUUUCAUGAGUACCUUGUUAGCGUUCCUCUGAGAAUGUUCAGGAUCUGGGCUUUCAUGGCCAUGUUGGGGCAGGUUCCCUUGGCACAGUUUGUAAAUAAAUACAUUCAUGGGAAGUAUGCCAACAUGGUGGUGUGGCUGUCGCUAAUCCUUGGUCAGCCUAUCGCCAUUUUCUGCUAUGUCCACGAUUACUACAUGAUAAACUUUGCCCCAGUGGCAAACCAGACAGUUACAGUGUAACUGGGCUAUAGAAAGAUUGAUGUCAAAAUACACAAAUAGUCAUUUUACUUUAUUAAUCCUUGUGUGUAUUGAAGCUGAUUCUGUUACUGUAUGAUGAAAGAACUGUUGUUUAGGAAAUGCCAGACAACCAAAGGCCUAGCUGUGUCGGAUGAAUGCUGAAUAUGUGAUGAUACACCUGUUUUUUACCGAUUGUGUGACAAUCUUUAUUAGUGUGUGUCUGAUGAAUUCCAUUUUCGAUACUCCAGGUGUUUUGUUCACUUUCACUCUCAGCACCCCUGGUGAAAUCGAAGGCAAAAUUUGACUUAUUUGAUUGGUGCCUGGAAAAGGUUCAAACCAAUCACUAAGCUGAUGCAUUUUGAAGAGUAGAUGAGUGUCAACUCUGUUUUAUCCACAAGAUGGUGGUGACUGAGCCUUUGAUUUUAUUAUGACGUAUUCCUGGGUUGCAAAGAGCGAAACUGAACGUUGACAUAUUCCAAGGUUGCAAAGAACGAAACUGAACUUAAUAACAUAUUCCAGGGUUGCAAAGAGCGAAAGUGAAUUUGAUGACAUAUUCAAGGUUUGCAAAGAGCGAAUCCAGGUUUACAAGGAGCGAAAAUGAACAUACGCCCUGGAGAAUCGAGGAUAGAUGAAAUCUUUAUGCAUGUUAUUAUGAUAAUUACAAUGGUACAACUGCUGUUUAUUGAUUGUGGAUGUGAGAAAACCAGAGGCAUAACUUAUUAAGCGUGUCUGACAAAUGCUGAUCUAAAGUUACUUACAUAGUUAUUCAACUGCUGAUCUCAGACUUCCGCGUUUAGUGUGUAAUCCCAUGCCAUAGAUCAUGACAUUAAAUCAUUUGUAGUCACUAAGAGUAAGUUGGUAAUAUUUCGCUAGAACACCAAAGUUACAUGUGACAAAAUCUUGUAGGUUUCUUUACAAGGAUAUGCUGGUAUCUAUCCAUUGUAAGUGUAUUUUAUGACAAUCAAAAGACAUUGGGAAACAUUCAGAGACCUCAAGUACCGAAAUAUUACUUAAAACUCCCCAGAUCCAUAUCACAGUAUUGGAGGUAUUAUUUUUAUGUUAAUUAAAAGUUGAAAACUCCUGUUUAUUAGGAAAUAUCAAUCUGAUUUAAAUACAUCUCUUCAAUACGCCUAUGCUUAGGCAUAUUGAAGAGUUGAUUUUAAUCAGAUUCUAAUAAAUAUAUGCACAAAAGUCACUGAUCAGAAAUUGGUUAGGCCUCUUUGUUUAGUUUUCUUUGGUUCAUGUCAUAAUUUAGAGACUAUUUUGUACGAUACUCAGGUUGGGGAACAAAUUUUCUUUUCUUUGUAUAAUUAAUGAUGUUCCUGUCUCUGCUUUUCUUUUCCAUAGAAAAUAUUAUAUUUUGCUGAUUUUUGUAUACCAUUUAGUAUUUAUCAUUGUACUCUGUAACAGUGUGUAUGUGAUUUGAUUCAAAUGUUUUAACUUUUCAAUAUAUAAUUACAUGUAUAAUACAAUUUAUAAAUAUAUAAUAUAUAUACAUUUAAUGUUAUGAAGCAUGUUGUAGUCAAGGAUACUGCCUCCUGGGGCCUGUUUGUUUAUGCAAACAAACUGGUUUGUAUUAUUUCAGGCAUAAAUCUUGACGGACCUGUAGAUAUUAAUACGGGUCUUGAAAGUCUUUUGUCAAGGCUCAUCAAAAAGCAAAAUAAAAUCACAAGGGCCAUCAUUAUUUCAUUAAGAAAUAACGCGGUCCAAACCUUUUGUGUCGUGAUAAACAAAAUCGGCUCGGGUAACUGAGAAUAAUUUACAUCAACAAACUGGAUGUAUGAUUACAAAGAAUGCAAUUUGUCUUACAUAAUUGUACUAGGUGUGGAGAUUACUGUUACUAAAUAUAGAAAUUUGUUUCCUUGUGAUAACUCCCGUAAUCACCUAGCUGAGUUUCCUCUGGCCCUGACACAUUGUCCUACACCAAACAUGGUGUCAGGGCCAGAAGAAACUUGUGCUAAUAAUCACCCAAUUUUCUGCGCAGGUGACGCAUCUACUUCCAUGGAAUUCUUGUUGUAUUGAUGUAGAACAAGGUUUGUACAGGAAUUUAACUGCUAAAUUCAAUGCCUUAUUAAAGGUUUUUUUUUCAAUAUUAUGUCUUCUGUAUCACUAUUGUUAAAUCGUUCCAACAGCAAUGGUAUAGUAUUUUUAGAGAUUUUUAUUCUUAGCUCUUUUUUCAAACUAAGGAUGAUACAUUUAAUAAGGACCUUUUUCAUCAAGUUGAGGUGUUUUUUUGAAGUCCAGCGCCCUUGUUUUUAAGGCAUUUAAAAGGUUUGUAUGAACAUCAUAAUAGAUUUGACCAGGUCAUUGUCUACCAUAAAACUAUAUACACAAAAACUGUAGUAUAAUUAUUUUGUUGUUAACUAUUACAUGUAUCUAUAAUUCUACUUAAAACUUGUGUAAAUAAUUGUUUUUAAACUCACUGUGAUAUGUCUUCACUGUCUUGUAAUAUACAAUUCAAAGCUCUGAACAGAUGGUGAUGAUCUUGUUUGCUAGACAAUAAGUAAAUCAAAUGAUAAUUCUUGUAAGCAAACUCAAAAUGUUGCCUGUCAUGUUGCCACUUUGAUUGGGGUUGAAGGUAAACACAGAGCUACUCUGUCAAUAGAUUUUACAUUCCGUUGGUAUAAACUGUUUGCCUCAUCAAUUUGUAUAGGCAUGAAAUGUUGUACGGUUGAUUAUACAGUGUAUAUGCAUCUCUGAAGGGUUUUGUAAACCCCCCAAAUUUUGUUGAAGUUUUGUCAUUUCAGCUUGAAUUGUACAUACUUUUAGAUAUAUUAGUUAAAUUUAUGUAUAUACACACAAAAAUUACUAGUAAAAGCUGAAAUAUUUUUGUACAAAGGUGCUAUUUUUAAUAAUAAUGCUGUUUGGUAGGUAACUCUACAAAAAUGGUGUGACAAAUAUUUUCACCAUGACCUAUAUAAUAAUUAGUACAGGCUUCUGUUGGCUGUGUGUUUUGGUGUAAUUUCAAUAAACAAUAUUGAAUUAAACAUUC
Molecule: messenger RNA, 5303 nt
Organism: Pecten maximus
Lineage: Eukaryota; Metazoa; Mollusca; Bivalvia; Pectinida; Pectinidae
Product: diacylglycerol O-acyltransferase 1-like
Exons: 16
Coding region: 563-2314 (583 amino acids)
Biological process (GO): triglyceride biosynthetic process
Cellular component (GO): endoplasmic reticulum membrane
Molecular function (GO): diacylglycerol O-acyltransferase activity
Source: RefSeq, a predicted model, not a curated record